CCUACUCUACACCUCUUCACGGCUUGCUUGCAAAAAUGAAAUAUAGGGUUUCACACAAGUUCCCAGUGUUUCCUCACCGCACCCAUCCCUUUAAAAAUGCUCGUUACAUCACAUCCUUCACCAGAAGGUUUCUAAUUCGUCGACCUCGUGCUUCUAUCAAUGGCGGAAGCGGAAACUCCCAAGGGGAGUCUUUUCUUGUACCUGGCGCGACGGUUGCUACCAUACUUAUGCUUGGCGUUCUCCAUGGCCGUAGACUCUAUGUUGACAAGAAGACUGAAGAGAUGAAGGAGAAAGGAAUUGAAGUGGAAUUCCAGCCUGAUAUAAAGGCUACAUUUUUGAGAUUACUGCCUCUUCGUUCAAUUUCUAGAUGCUGGGGAUAUUUGACAAGCAUGGAAAUACCAGUUUGGCUGAGGCCCGUUAUCUAUAAAGCUUGGGCUCGGGCAUUUCAUUCAAAUUUAGAAGAAGCUGGUUUACCUCUAGACCAGUAUGCCACUUUAAGGGAUUUUUUUGUUCGCACUUUGAAAGAAGGUUCCAGGCCUAUUGAUGUUGAUCCGCAGUGUCUGGUUAGUCCUGUGGACGGUACAGUUUUAAGAUUUGGGGAGUUGAAGGGAGCAGGGGCAAUGAUUGAACAAGUUAAAGGGUUUUCAUAUUCAGUUUUUUCUCUUCUUGGUGCAAGCCCUUUCCUUCCAACAACAGCAGAUGGUGGUGAAAUGCAAGAGAAGCAUAAUGAAUCAAUAACAACUACUGAGAAAAGCAAGAAGUCAUGGUGGAGAGUUUCUUUGGCUUCACCAAAAGUUUGGGACCCAAAAUCAUCAUGCCCAAAGAGAGGACUUUUUUACUGUGUGGUUUACUUGAAGCCUGGAGAUUACCAUCGAAUACACUCCCCAGCUGAUUGGAACGUUCUUGUGCGCAGGCAUUUUUAUGGCCGUCUUUAUCCCCUGAAUGAACGUGCUACUAGAACAAUUAGAAAUCUCUACAUUGAGAACGAGAGGGUCGUUCUUGAAGGUCUGUGGCAGGAAGGAUUUAUGGCAGUUGCUGCAAUUGGUGCAACAAAUAUUGGGUCAAUUGAGCUUUUCAUUGAGCCUGAACUUCAUACAAACAGGCCAAUGAAGAAGUUUCUACAUUCAGGGCCUCCUGAAGAACGGGUUUAUGAAUGUGAAGGUGUAGGCAGAGUGCUCACCAAAGGGGAUGAGUUAGGUGCUUUCAACAUGGGAUCAACAGUUGUACUUGUUUUCCAAGCUCCGAUUUCAAAACUCAACGAGGGUGAUUCAUCUCAAGAGUUCAGGUUCUGUGUCCAACGUGGGGAUAGAAUUCGUGUUGGUGAGGCUCUAGGGAGGUGGCAUAGUUCGUGACAUGGUUAAUUUUGUCUGCAGCUCAUUAUUAUAUUUGUGAAUGUACGCUGCCUCAGACUGUUCGGAUUGAAACUUCAAAGCAUUUUGGGUAAUCUUAAGGAGAAUCAUUGAUACCUCUUACUGGACAUUGUGAUUAGUGAUUAAUUUAUGGAAGUAGUACAUGGUUAAUUUA
This is a messenger RNA of Vigna radiata var. radiata (mung bean), 1524 nucleotides long. Its product is annotated as phosphatidylserine decarboxylase proenzyme 1, mitochondrial. NCBI's taxonomy places the organism in Eukaryota, Viridiplantae, Streptophyta, Magnoliopsida, Fabales, Fabaceae. Gene Ontology annotation, biological process: phosphatidylethanolamine biosynthetic process. Gene Ontology annotation, cellular component: mitochondrion. The transcript is spliced from 12 exons. The record is from RefSeq and is a predicted model, not a curated record. Gene Ontology annotation, molecular function: phosphatidylserine decarboxylase activity. The coding region runs from base 36 to 1352 and encodes 438 amino acids.